Messenger RNA from Gigantopelta aegis, 4817 nucleotides. RefSeq lists its product as uncharacterized. The coding region runs from base 264 to 1658 and encodes 464 amino acids. Gene Ontology annotation, biological process: signal transduction. The transcript has 11 exons. Gene Ontology annotation, molecular function: oxidoreductase activity. Lineage: Eukaryota; Metazoa; Mollusca; Gastropoda; Neomphalida; Peltospiridae. The record is from RefSeq and is a predicted model, not a curated record.
CCCUGUGUUAUUAUUAUUAUUUUUUCAACCUAGGUUGUUAUUUAAUUAAAAAAUUUGAGUGAUGUGAUUACCACGUCACUAAGUGACAGAUUAUUUUGACAUGGAAUCAUUAUUUUUAUCGAGGCAUCUUUAUUUGGAAAUUAAAUGCUCUUUAGUGAUAAGAAAAUGUAUAGUUUACUAACAUGAUGACCUGGCAGCAGACAUUACUUUCAAGCCCUGUUAAAGUACUGAGGAAGACUGUAUGGAUACAUGUGUGAUACAGAAUGUAUAGAGAAUUUAAAAGACUGUCAUUGCAGUCACGCGAAAACUCGCAAUCUACGGGUUCACAGUCAGGGUUACAGGAUAGACUUGAGGAUAGAAAUGAAAGGCCAAAACCUCAGUUGGCGCAUCGAUCGAGCCAGGGACCGAAGGAUCUGAUGAUCAGCUACAGCCACGCAGACAGAGAGAUGAUGAUGAGGAUCAAAGACAAACUAGAAAGUAGUGGUAUUUCUGUUUGGGUUGAUAUAUCGUCCCUUAGAGCCGGGGCUGACUUCCUCAGCAAGAUUGGACAAGCAAUUAUAGAUGCAAAGAACGUGAUUUGUCUGUUGAGUAAAACAUCGGUGAUAUCCAAGUUCUGCCGGGAUGAACUUGCUCUGGGAUACAUCUCCAACUGUGCCAUAUUUCCCGUAUCUCUAGACACUGAAGAAACCCUCUAUCCACUCAUGGACACUGGGAUGAAGCUGCAACUGGCCAGCUAUUCUUGGCUCAUGGUGAACGAUCCAAACAAGAUGGAUGCAGUUUUAGACGAGCUGGUCGUCCUGUUAAAAGAGCAGCUCAAAAGAAAUGAAGAAGAGAUGGAUGGAAACGUAGAACCAUCUGUUAAAAUUGUGCCAAAAUUACAAAGAUUGACUUCAAGACAGAAUCUAAACAAACACCGUAUGAAGCAAGCUGAAGAUGAUAAAACUCUGUCAAUUAUGCCAGAAAAAUACUGGAAUGACCAUUACACUUCGGACACCACCCAGUGGAAGAAAUUUGUGAAUGACUUCAUGUACCUUUACAAGUCCCACUUGGAGACAACAUACACAGCUGCUGACCAAAUCUGGCUCAUGAGUAUCCUGCGCAGAGAGAUGGAAGUUAAUGAUGAUGAUCCAAUUCUCAAAAAGGAAAACUUCCUAGCAUUCUGCCGGCUCGAUGGUGAAGAGUUUCCGCUGUGGACUCGAGUGCAGGAUCAGGCCCUGGAAAGUCUCUCCAUGAAGGGCGUGUUUGAUAUGAAUUCAUCAGUUAGAGUGGAGGCCAUUGAGAAUCUGGGUAAAUACCGAAGUCCUGCAGUUGUCCGGGCUCUCCAUGACCUGCUGACUGACCCUGACGCCAAUGUGCGAGCCGUGGCCGCUGUCUCACUAGCGCGGACCAAUGCCAGUGACAAACACACCAUCAGCUGCAUCAUGAACAUCCUCAACGACAACGACAGACUGGUGCGGGAAGCCGGGUGUCUGGCUCUUGGUCACUUACAGGCCAAACCAGCUGUCAAGAAAUUACUUCAUAUGUGGAGAAAUGAUGUCAUCUCCCAUGUGCGAGACGCAGCGUUUGUUGCCCUGCAGCAGAUAGGUGGCGCUGAGGUGGAGAGAGAGAUGCAUGUCACUAAAGUGUUGGCUGAUGAGAUCAGACAGCUCACAAAAUAAUUUUACCAUCAUGUUUUUUAUGUUAUUAGUGUUUUCCCUAGCUUGUUUUAGCAUGGGACGGCACCAUGCCACAAUAGUUUAACGUCAUAUUGCCUUAACAGUGCCAUGCUGCCUUAAGAUUAAACAAGUCUUUUUCAAUAAUUAAUUGUAAAAUUGCCUUUAAAAACACUCAGAAAAUGUAUUAUUAAUUAAUAAAAUAUGCCUAUUAUAUAUUUUCAUUCAUAUAAUAAAGCAAGCACAUUAAUUACAUUUAUUUGUAUUUCAAUUAUUUUUUUUGUCUUUAAUGGAAAAAAAAGUGCCCUAAAAAUGGUGAAAAUGCCCCAAAAGUGUUUAGUCUUCCAUGACUUGCUAAAUGUCUAGGAAAAACACUAUGUAGUAGUUUAGGAUUCAGAUUUAAACUUAAUAUAAUCAGUGAAACCCCUAUAAACCGGACACUCGUGGACCAAGUAAAAAUUCACAGGACCAAGUAAAAAAUCUGGUUUUAAAAUGCAAUAUGUGAUUUAGAAAGAUUCUAUUCUGGACUAUUCAAAAAGAGACCAUAUAACAUCGGUUUUGAGGAAAUUCCAGUUUACUGAGAGUCCGGUUUUGAGGGAAUUCCAGUUUAGUAAUUACUGAGGGUCCGGUUUUGAGGAAAUUCCAAUUUAUUGAGGGUUCCGUUUUGAGGAAAUUCCAGUUUACUAAGGGUCUGGUUUUGAGGAAAUUCCAGUUUAUUGAGGUCUGGUUUUGAGGAAAUUCCAGUUUAUUGAGGUCCCGUUUUGAGGAAAUUCUAGUUUAUUGAGGCAGUUUUGAGGAAAUUCUAGUUUAUUGAGGUCCCGUUUUGAAGAAAUUCCAAUUUAUUGAGGCGGUUUUGAGGAAAUUCUAGUUUAUUGAGGUCCCAUUUUGAGGAAAUUCCUGUUUUUUUUAGGUCUGGUUUUGAGAAAAUUCUAGUUUAUUGAGGUCCCAUUUUGAGGGGUUUCACUAAUAUAACUAAGGUGGUCGUUUUUACCAAAAUACCGAAUAUAGAGUUUAAUUUAUCAAACAUGUUUCAAAUAAUGUUCAUUUGGGAAUUCAUAGAAGGAUGUGUGAUUUGUUUGUAUGCAUUUCACCAAUGUCAAGAUCGCAAUAUAUUUUUGUUCUGUAUAUUUGAAGUGACAUAUGUUAGUGCUUGCUGUAUUGAAAUAAGUGAUGCAGGUUGCAUAAUGUUCUAAGAUGGACAUAUACUCAAUAAUAAUGAUGCAAAAUUGGUAUUUUAAUUGAAGAACCAAAUUUUUUUCAACAGGUAUUUAUUUCUUUGUCACUUGUAACGUUUCUUAAAUAGCCGUGUAUGUUUACUACUUGAACGCAUCUAUGAUGAUCACUUUACGUUUAUUGGGCCAAGACUGUUUAGAUUUAAGUAUUAUCCAUAUGAAUAUGCUGUUAUGAGAGUGGUACAUGUACAUUUUAUAUACAGUAUGGUCUCAUUUUAGUAUGUGAAACUGGUUAAUAAUUAUUAGUAACUAAUAAACAGUUUUGCAACUGGAUUCUAAAAAGUAGAAUAUGAUCUCAUGGCAAUGUCCAUAUUAUUUAUAAUGUUACGUUACAUUUUGUUUUUAUUAUAUUAUUGUUGUUUCAUAUUAUUUCCAGGGUAUUACAUGUCUUGCUUUUUUAUAUAUAUAUAUUUUUUAUUAUAGUGCCAUAUUUUCAUUCUGUUUAAUUUCUUUUCAUACUUUCAGAAUUAGUAUGUCAAUGAAUCGGUCCAAGCUGAAUCUUUUUCCUUCUAUUUAUCAAGAUAUAUUAUCUUCAGACCAAAGUCAAGGUGUCCUAUUUAAUGGCCUUACAACAAAUUCCUCCAUGUGUACACAUAUUUUAAAAUAAAUAAUUAUAUGAAAAACAAUAGGGUACCCGCACUUACGCAGAUAUGUUCAAACAUAUCUAGUAGAUACAUACACCCACGCGUCCACAUGUGUAUACACACACACACACACACACACACACACACACACACACAGAUAUACAUGUAUAUACAUUAAUUCUAUGAUGAUAUAUAUAUAUAUUAACAAUUUGAUCUAUGUUAGGCAGGCUUACAUCCUCUAUUCGGUGUCAGAGGUAAAUACUCAAUCUCAAAUAAUACUCCCACCAACAUGUGCACACUUAUAACAAUCUUUGGGUGUGUUUUUUUUAUUGUAAUCUGACCUCUAAACUUUAUAGCCAGUCCCCCUUUUUUAACAAUGGACUGAUCUGUACAUCCCAGCAGCCAAUAAUUUUUCUUAUUACUCCAUCUACCUCAUGUAACAUUUUGUAAGGUUAAAACACACACACAAAAAAGACAAAAUUAAAAAAAAUUAAAUUUAAUUGCAUAACACACCACUCCUAUCACUGUCACCAUAACCAUAUUAACAUCAUUUGACCAGCAUUAUUGGGUUUUCUGUUGUGCUUGGGUUUUUUUGGCAAUACAUACUUCCUUUAAUUAAAAAAAAAAUUGUCUAAUAGAUAAAUUGGCCCCAAAUGGGCCCCAAAUUGGCUGUAUUUAGUUUGUGAAUGAAUAUGAGACACUGUUUUGAAAAUGUUAAAUAACUCGAGAUAAAAAAAAACAUUAAAAAAAACUUUCCCUCUCCCUAUAACAUGUUUCAUGAUCCUCCUCCAGAGGGUUACAUAACUGUUAAAUGAUCAGUUUUAGUCCACAUCUUAAAAAAAGGAAAUGGAAAACUGUGAACAUAGAAAAGAAUGAGAGACUAGUUAUAGUAAAUGGGUGAACCUUUGAUACUGAAGACUAUUAUUAAUUAUAAGAAACAGUAAUCAAAAUACAUAUACAUAUAUAUGAAGAGUUAAAUCGCAAAACGUGAUCCAAAAAAACAUCACUAUACACACCACUAUACACACCCAGUCCUGAAAAACGUUUUAUUCCAAACCACCAUAAAUACUACGCCAGUUUCUCUGCAAUCUGCGAUAUAUCCUUAGACAAUCAUAUCGAGUUUUACUGAAAACUGAAUUUGAACUUGUGUUUGUUUACGUGUGAACAGUGUCUGAGUGGUGUUCGCACACUGGUUUUUAAUAUGGCGUUUAUCUCGUUUUGCGAUGAAACUUUAUAUAUAUAUAUAUAUAUAUAUACAGUCAGACCUCGAUACAACGACCGUCGUUACUACGACAUUUACACCAUCUGACCACAAAUUGUCGGAAACAAACGUACAUCAGUGUUAUUUU